AUGGUGCUAGAUUUCCUAGGACUGUACUUGGUGGUGACAGUGAAUUCCCCCGUAAUAAGCAACAGCUUGGCCGUCCUCCUUCCAAUGCUGAGAGCGAGAGAGCGCCUGCAGCUGCCCCCACCCCUGUCCUUUACCUGCCCGCUCCGAGGGAAACUCCCAGAGACCAAAGAAGUAGAGCAAGAGCCCCCCUGCCCUGUGGACCCCCUCCCACCCCCCAGUGACAGCAACAGAGAGGCCAAGGACUCCGGGGUGGGCCCCAAGAUCCCACAGGCUCUGGAGAAGAUCCUGCAGCUCAAGGAGAGCCACCAGGAGGAGCUGGUGAUGGUCCUGGGGCUUUUGACCAAGGACAAGAUGGAGACGGAGCUCCAGGCAUUGCCAUCAACCUCUGAGGUUGAGGAGGACACAGGGACAUCCAAAAAGGAGUGGAACUGGAAGCACCACAACCACAAGAAGAAGCGGGGGAAAGGUGGGGCUCGGGAGGGGUCCCCAACCCCCCCCGCCAAGGUGGAGAUUGAGUAUGUGACUGAGGAGCCUGAUAUCCACAACCCCAACUUCAUGCUCUUCAAGAGGAUUUUCGAGGCUUUCAAGCUGAUGGACAAGGUGAAGGAGAAGGAGCCAAAGCAAGUGGAGAGUACCAGGGCACCCCCGACAAAGGGACCUGAGGAUGGCACCAGUGGCAGUGAUGGGGACACCUCUGAGGAUGCGGAUAAGAACCAGGAGGUCUCCAAGCUGUCCAAGAAGAAGCUGAGGUGCAUGAACAGGUUCACCAUGGCCAAGCUGAAGCAGCUGGUGGCCCGCCCUGAUGUAGUGGAGAUGCAUGAUGUCACCACGCCGGACCCCAAGCUGCUGGUGCACCUGAAGGUCACACGAAACUCAGUGCUGGUGCCGCGGCACUGGUGCGUCACAAGGAAAUACCUGCAGGGCAAGAGGGGCAUUGAGAAGCCACCUUUCAAGCUGCGUGAGUUCAUCCAGCACACAGGUAUCCAGGAGACACGUGAGGCCCUGCAGGAGAAGGAGCAGAAGAUGAUGAAGCCCAAGAUGCAGGAGAAGGUUCAUCACGAAAUGGGCAAGAUUGACAUUGAUUACCAGAGACUCCACGACACCUUCUUCAAAUGGCAGACCAAGCCCAAGCUGACCAUCCACAGGGACCUCUACUAUGAGGGGAAGGAUUUUGAGACACGGGUCAAGGAGAUGUAGCCGGGUGACCUCUUGGAAGAGCUGCAGAUCAUGCUGGGCAUGCCAGUGGGGCCCAAGACCCACAAGGUUCCCCCACUGUGGCUGAUUGCCAUGCAGCGCUAUGGACCGCCCCCGUACCCCAGCUUCAGAAUCCUGGGGGUCAACUCCCCCAUCCCCGAGGGCUGCUCUUUCAGGUACCGUGCUGGGGGGUGGGGGAGGCCCCCCAUGGGCAAUGGGAAGCCGCACUAUGGGGAUGUGUUCAGUACCAAUGCUGCCAAGUUCCAGAUGGAGGAAGAGGAGGAGGAGAUUGACUGCACACCCUGGGGGCAGCUGGAGCCAUCGGAUGGGGCAUCCUCAGAGGAAGAGGAGGAGAGUGAUGAAGAGAAACCCGACAAGACCAGGUUCAUCACCCCUGCUGACAGUGGGUUCAUGACCCCAGGAGGCUUCUCCUCAGUGCCAGCCAGGAUGGAGACCCCAGAGCUGAUUGAACUCCACAAGAAAAUCAAGGAGGCCAUGGACAGGAGCGAGACCCCCCAGCUGUUCAUGGUGGUCCCUGAAAAACGCAUGGUGAUUGUGGGCAUGGCCAUGAUGGGGUCCACCCACAUCUACGACAUGUCUGCAGUGAUAGGGCACGAGAGGCCAGUGACAGAGGCCACAGGGCAUGAUGGUGGCACUGGCCCCGAGGAGCUGGAGCCCAUGGCCAUAACACAGAAGUACGAGAAGCACGUGCAGGAACAGCAGGCACAGGUGGAGAAGGAGGACUUCAGCGACAGGGUGGCCGAGCAUGCCGCCAAGCAAAAGCAGAAGCAGAAGGCACAGCCCCAGGACACCGGGUGCGGGGGCAAGAAGUACAAGGAGCUCAAGUUUAGAUGUCACUGCUGUCCUCUCCAUGUCACCUCCCUGUUAUCCCCCCUGCACUGCUCUCUGUCACCCCGCAGGGGUCAUCCCGCUGUCACUGUCCCCGUCCUUCUUCCCUGUCCUUGUCCCCGGCACUGUCCCCAGCCUGCCCCCGUUGUUUCCUAA
Hirundo rustica (Barn swallow) is the source of this 2199-nucleotide messenger RNA. RefSeq names its product splicing factor 3b subunit 2 (gene SF3B2). Gene Ontology annotation, cellular component: U12-type spliceosomal complex; catalytic step 2 spliceosome; U2 snRNP. The record is from RefSeq and is a predicted model, not a curated record. Gene Ontology annotation, biological process: mRNA splicing, via spliceosome. Lineage: Eukaryota; Metazoa; Chordata; Aves; Passeriformes; Hirundinidae.